AUGGAAAGGCGCUACCAAGUCAUGGUGCUCACCCUGGACUCCAGCAGAACACAAAACCAGCAGCUCUACAGUGAGAUCCAACAACUGAAGCACGAAAGGAAAGACCUGCAAGAUCAACAGUGGAAAGAGAAUGAGAAGAUGGCCUGCAUGCAGAAAACACUGAAAGCAGAGCUGGAGCAGCACAGGCUAUCCAUACAAAUGUUGGCAUCAGAAAAAUCAGAUUUACAAUCUGCCCUGGCCCCCGCGCAGCAGGUGGCCAAUGAAAGCGCCCUGGAGCAGGAGGCUCUCACCAGCCACCUGCAGGCCGCACAGCAGCGAGUGACAAAGCUUGAUCUCGAGUUGUCUGCAGUGUCCACCAUGCAGGAGACCGAGAACAACAACAUAGAGCUCAUGAAAGCCCUGAACCGCGUGCAGCUGCAGCUCCAGGAAAAGGCCAGAAGCUAUGAAGAUCUGGAGGAUGAGAACACCAAGCUGCAGGAGAAGCUGGAAGUGCUUCUGACACAGAAGGCUGACAUGAAGAUCCAAAUCCACAAGUGCCAAGAGGCACUGGUGGAGCAGGCAGAGAUGGAAAGACAACUAAACCACAUGAAAGAGUUGGUAACAGCAUUAAAGGUGGAGAGAGACACCUUUGCAGAGUUGCUGAGGGCGGAGAGUUCUGCGGGGAAGGAGAAGGUGCAGCAGCUCUUAGAGCAGGUGAGCCAGCUGAGAGAGGAGAAAGAGCUGGGGGUGAGGCAGGUGUGGGAGCUAGAGAACAACCUGGUGGAGCUGAGAGCACAGCUGGCAGAGCUGCAGCUCCCGCAGCCCCCCACAGGGCCAUCUGAGGCUGAGCAACAGCUGCAGGCCCAGGCCCUGCAGUUGCAGAAGGAGCUCAAGAGCCUGGAGGAGCAACUGCACAUGCAGCUGGAGGAGAACCAGAGCCUCGGCCUCCAGAACCUGGAGCAGCAGCAACGGCUGUGGACCAUGGAGAAGAAGGCUGAGGAAUGGGACCCACAUGCCGAGGCUCGGCUGAAGAUUGUCGAGAUGAUGGAGAAGGAACAGGAGACUAAGAGGCGCAUGCUGGUGCGCAACCAAGAGCUGAAAGACGAGCUGGCCCAGCUGCAGGAUGCCGUGCAGAGGCUGAUCGCUGAGAAGGAGGAGCUCGCCAGCCUCCUGUGCUCAGAGCAACAAGAGAAGACAAGCCUGCAGGAGAAGCUGGAGGAGCUGGAAGAAAAGGUGGCAGAAGGCAAAGAGAUGGCUGAGUUGGAGAGCCAAGUGGCUGAGGACCUGCAGGAGCUGCGUGACAAGUACCUGGCCCAGGUGCAGGAGGUCAUAGCCACCCAUGAACAGCACAGGGCCUCCCACCAGCAGCUGACCUCCGAGAAGGAGACCCUGCAGCAGCACCUGCUAAGGCAGAGCCAUCUGCUGAAGCAGCUGAAGCAGGAGCAGGUGCAGCACAAGUUACUGGCCCAGAUGGAAAGGGAGAAAUUCCAGGACACUCUGAAGUGUCUGGAAGCCACAAGACGUGAGAAUGCUCAGCUGCAGGCCCAGCUGAGCGCCCUGGCUUUCCUGAAGGAAGGGGAAGGCCUAAGCAAAGAAGGAGACAAGGAGUGCAAGAAGGCGAGGCUCAGCCGGCAGAUGCAGGAACAGCAGGCCCACUGUGGGUGUCUGAGCCAGCUGGCAGCCCAGUGCCAGAGAAACCUGGAGCACCAGGGGCUCCAUGGCCUGUUGGGAGGGUGGAAGCAGAAGAUACAAGCGCCUAAAAUGAACCUGCACAUCUGCUUCCCCGAAGACCCAGCCGCCAAGGUGGAUGCCCAGAGUCCAGUGGAUGACCUGCAACAUUGCUGCAGCCAGCUGUCCCAACACAUGGCCACCAAUGAAGAGACCAUCGUGUUCUACAAAGAACAGAUGGACGCCCUGGAGAAGCUGUGUUAG
Molecule: messenger RNA, 1911 nt
Organism: Perognathus longimembris pacificus (Pacific pocket mouse)
Lineage: Eukaryota; Metazoa; Chordata; Mammalia; Rodentia; Heteromyidae
Product: golgin subfamily A member 2-like
Exons: 2
Coding region: 1-1911 (636 amino acids)
Biological process (GO): Golgi organization; spindle assembly
Cellular component (GO): Golgi cisterna membrane; cis-Golgi network; Golgi cis cisterna
Source: RefSeq, a predicted model, not a curated record